AAUUAAAUAUCAUCUCUUCAAUCUCUCAACGGAUCUAUCUACGGUACAAUGAGCAAGGACGAACUCAGCAAGGCUGACCCGCUUGAAGUCGAAGCCACUCGGGAAAAUGAAGUAGAAGAUGUUUCCGACUCUGUUCUGACUACUGAACCAAAGGAGUCUGCAAUUAAAUCUUCUCCUUCAUUUUGGAGUAAAGCCAUGUCAUUUCUUGAGGUCCAAGAAAAGGGAGACUUGUCUACCGUGCAGUUGUUCUUAUACAACUUCGAUCUCAGACCCGUUGAAGAAGAAAGAAGAAGAUGGUCGUGGUAUAACUAUGUCUUUUAUUGGAUCUCGGACUCCUUUAAUGUCAAUACUUGGCAAAUUGCCGCCACUGGGGUCACUGCUGGUUUGACUUGGUGGCAAACUUGGAUCGCAGUUUGGAUCGGGUAUGCUCUCUGUGGGAUGUUUGUUUCCAUUGGUUCUAGAGUUGGGAUUAUGUACCAUGUUUCCUUCCCUGUGGCCGCAAGACCAGCAUUUGGUAUCUUUGGUUCCUUGUGGCCAAUCAUCAAUCGAGUGGUCAUGGCAUGUGUAUGGUAUUCCGUACAGGGAUGGAUUGGUGGACAAUGUGUCCAGUUGAUGUUACAAGCCAUUUUCCCUCAUAUUAGAACUACUUUGGGCACUCAACUUAAAGGUACCACAUCGUUUGAAUUUUUAAGUUUCUUCCUCUUUUGGCUCUUUUCCCUCCCAGCCAUUUGGUUCCCUCCUCAUCAAAUCCGUCAUUUGUUCACCGUCAAGGCGUAUGUUUCCCCCGUCGCUGGUGUAGGUUUGCUUGUAUGGACCAUCGUCAAGGCUAAUGGUAUUGGUCCAGUGGUACAUCAAUCCUCUUCACUCCAUGGUUCUGAAUGGGGUUGGGCUUUUGUUACAGCAAUCAUGACUUCUCUUGCCAAUUUUGCAACUUUAAUUGUCAAUGCUCCUGAUUUCUCUCGUUUUGCUGAUAAACCUUCAUUUGCCAUGAAGUACAUUGUGUACACGCUCUCUGUGCCUAUUUGUUUCAGUCUUACGUCUUUGAUUGGUAUUUUGGUCAGUUCUGCCUCAACCAGCAUGUACGGUGAAACUUAUUGGUCUCCAUUGGAUGUCUUGGAAAGAUUCUUAGAUCAUAACUCUUCUGGAAGUAGAGCUGGGGUGUUCUUCCUCGGUUUAUCCUUUGCCUUGGCCCAAAUGGGUACAAAUAUCUCGGCUAACUCCUUAUCCUUUGGUACCGAUGUCACUGCCAUCUUACCAAGAUUCAUCAACAUCAGAAGAGGUGGCUUCCUCUGUGCCAUGUUGGCCUUGUGUAUUUGUCCUUGGAAUUUAUUAACUUCCUCCAAUAUGUUUACCACCUACUUGUCUGCAUAUGCCGUUUUCCUUUCUGCCAUUGCCGGUGUUGUGGCUUGUGAUUACUACUACGUGAGAAGAGGUUAUCUUAAGCUCACCCAUUUGUAUUCCUUACAAGCACCAGAAGACCCUAACACUCCUUCUUACUACAGAUAUGGUAGAUUUGGUAUCAAUUGGAGAGCUUAUGCGGCCUACAUUUGUGGAAUCUUACCCAACAUUGUUGGGUUUGUUGGUGCCACUGAAACCCACAAGGUUCCUAUUGGCGCCACUCGUGUAUACGAUUUGAAUUUUCCCUUGGGAUUCAUUGCUUCAUUCUUGACAUACGCCUUUUUCUGUUAUAUUUCGCCUAUUGAUGGAUGUCCAACCACUCUUUUCGAAAAGGGAUGGCAUGAAGAAUGGGCCGAAGUGGAAAACUUUGCCGCUGAAUUAAGAGGUGAAAAAAUCGUUGAUGUUAAAGUUGAAAAGGAUAUCAUUUCUGACUCUGAGUAAAUAAUAUAAUAAUAAUGAUAGUAAUAGUAAUGACAAUAUCAAGAUAAUUAAUAAAUGUACCCACAGACUUUCUCACAGAGUGCCCGACAUAACGAGCUGGUCGUAGAAACUCCCUUCACCUACACUCUACUAAGUGACUUCCACUUCACUUCACUCUUCAUCUUAAUAUUUAUAUUUCCAUUCCCUAUAUACAU
Molecule: messenger RNA, 2033 nt
Organism: [Candida] anglica
Lineage: Eukaryota; Fungi; Ascomycota; Pichiomycetes; Serinales; Debaryomycetaceae
Source: the annotation of a GenBank genome assembly